CCCAGAUGAAGUCCAUGGCUUGCUGGUUCUGGCCAUUCCGAACGAAACUCAGCCGUUUGGUCGUUCUUCAGUCCGCCGUCUUUGCCGCCGCCGUUAGCAACACCGCAGCUCGCAGACCCGUUUGCUAAGCGCAAACCACGUGCUCUCUAAAGCAUCUGAAACCUGCCAAAAUGCGGGCUUUCUCCUGUUUCGUGGCGGUCUGCGUGGCGACGCUCGGAGCGAAUGCCGAAUCAACUCUCAAGUCUUCUGCGUCCACGCCGGCAGCGACUUCCGAAGUCCCGAACCUCCAGGAGGAUGAAGCCGCAUUCCGGCAGGCCGUGGGAUCCUCGCUCAGUUCACUCGGUUUCUCGACAGGUGGGGGAUCUGCAGCCGCUCAGGGAUUCCAGUCGGGCGCGAGCAGCGGUUCCUACCAGCCCCCUUACAACGCGUUGAAUUCCGUUUACGGUAUCACCUACCAUGGCGACUACAACCAAUUGGCCAACUACCUCCAGCCUGGUAGUGCCGGUGGACCUCUCAAGCCGAACCAGAAAACCACUAUCUCGUCCCGAUUCAGGAACUUCAUGAACUCGUUGUUCUUCAGGCGCACCAACAAACAUCCCCCCGCAUUCCAUCAGCCCCCAUCAGGAAGCUUCGGUGGAUCCGGAUACCCAUCUUCGGCAUCGUUCCCGGGAUUCGGCUCGUCGGGCGUCGUUCCUAGCUCGUUUGGCGCCUUUCCCAGCUCCGGUCAGGCCCAGUACGAUUUCUCGACUCUCGUCGGAGCCUCUGGAACAGGCGGCUCUAAGGGAAGUUAUGGGCCUUUCUCUAGCGGCUCCGGGCUCGGAGGCUUGAGUUCGGUUUCGACCGCAACGGCUUUCGGCCCGUCUGUUGGUGGCGGAUCCGCUUACGGCUCAUCUGGAACUGGAUCCUCUUUCGGAUCAUCUGGGACCGGAUCCUCUUUCGGUUCGUCUGGGGCAGGAUCUCCUUACGGAAGCUCAGCGGGAUCCUUCACAGGAUCAUCCGCUUACUCCGGCUCUUCACCGAGCUUCAGCGCGAGCCAAGCCGGUUCGGCUUUCAACAGGUUCAGCGGAUCAUCAGCUUCAGGCUCAACGGGCAGCGGAGGAACUACGUACUUCCCCGGGGAGAACAGUCAACAUCAUUCCUCGAUCGGAUCUUCUUCUGUCUAUCAAAAUCCCGCUUUCGGCAAAGGAAUCGAUGAUUCCAAGAGCGACGAAGACAAGGACGGCAAGGACGACCAGGAAUAAGGAUCAGGACCAAAAGAGGAAAUAAUUUUCAUGAUGAUCAGAGAUUAUUUAAUUUGUACCCAGCGGUCCCGGAAACUCUCCGGUCGAAUGGCGGGAAUGAGGUUCGGAGAUCGAGAGUUUCUUGGACAGCGCAUCUUCUGCGUCUGCCGAAUCGGAGGGUUUCUAGAAUGGGGUUCUGAAAUGCAAGGCUUUAGGUACAGCAGUAGCGUGGUUUCGGAUUGCGGAGCUAGGGAUGAAAAUGGCGGUAAUAUUAGUACAUGUGAGCGGAGCCCAUUUAUUGAGUUCAAACUAGACAUUCAUUAAAAUAAUAUUCAGGACAGAUGGUUCUUCACACGGAUGGCUACAGAUAAAUUCCCCAGAAGGGCUUCGGAGACUUUGGAUAUCGAGCCCUGUCGGUAAUGAUGAUAUUUAUGUACAUACAGGUGCAUAAUGAUUAUUUUAAUGAAUACAAUAUAAUUUCUAAGUAUCAUCAAUAUGCCUUAUAUGAAGAAAUAUAUAGGAUGUAUGUGUAGAUACGAGAGUAGAUCCCGAGCAGCAGCGAUCGAUUCGACCACGGUCUUCCCGAAACUUUGGAAAUUGGACGGAGAAAUAAAGCAUCGCUCGUCA
This is a messenger RNA of Galendromus occidentalis (western predatory mite), 1847 nucleotides long. RefSeq names its product P17/29C-like protein DDB_G0287399. The coding region runs from base 171 to 1241 and encodes 356 amino acids. The record is from RefSeq and is a predicted model, not a curated record. The transcript is spliced from 5 exons. NCBI's taxonomy places the organism in Eukaryota, Metazoa, Arthropoda, Arachnida, Mesostigmata, Phytoseiidae.